AGAGUUUCAGGCUCGUGAUAGACUUUAAAGGGAGUGAAUGGGUCUUGCAAGCAUAAUUAACUAAACUUUACUAACUUCUAAAGUUUAACUAAAUUAACUGAAAUUUGAAAAUUAACUAACUAGCAGACAUGUAAUUUAGACCAUGCAUCAUAUCAAUAAAGCUUGUUUAGAAAAGAAGAGCUAGAAUGCACUCUCCAACUCACUCUAUAUGCCCUAGAUAUGCUCACAGAGAGAGAGAGAAACAUUAUGCUUAGUUUUACUUAACACGUGGAAAAAGAUGCAUCUUUCAAAUUUGAAAGAUGCUGAAUGCGUGUUGUGCGAGUGGAGGCAUAAGUUUUAUCACAUGAUGUCAGAGUUUCAUCACAUGAUGUUAGAGUUUCGAAAAUGUUGAGUGGAGGCGUGAGUCUCACCACAUAAUGUCAAAGUUUUAUGGAUGUAUCACAGCUAUUUCACUGAAAUCGAUUGAACUUCUAUUUUUGAACAAGAACGUUGUUUUCGUUUGAUCCCUCGAGCAAUUUAAGUGCCUGUUCUUCACUAAUCAUGCAUUAUCAAAAAGAACAUUUCUGAUGGAAUACAUGAAACCCUAAUUGGUGAAUGCAUGAACCCUGAUUGGUGAGUGUAAAUUUACCUUUUGCCCUUGAAUGUAGCCCUGAUUUCCCAUUAUGCCCUUGGACAAGAGGUAACCAACAGACUAUAACUAACAUUCCAAAAUCUAUCUAAAACUGACAUAGUGAAGCUUUUGACAUGAAAUUUAACUAACAUUCCAAAAUCUAUCUAAAACUGACAUAGUGAAGCUUUUGACAUGAAAUUUGUCCACCUAAGUGUUAUUGACCCAACAUUUUCUUCGAUGGUUCUAUCUUAUCAUCAAUAGAAAUCACCUAUAUCACGUUGCAUUGAGAUUUUAGUUGAUCUGAUACAUGUUUUAUCAUUGUAUCUGUAAUCUUGGUAAUGGGUCUAAUUCAGAUAGUGUUAGGGAAAUGCAAAUGUAAUACAAAACACUGGGAUGAUUUUCAUUCCCAAAUGCCAUAAAAAAGCUUCCAUCAUUAUUUUCUUAGUCCUCUCUAUUUUACCAUUUUAAUUCCUUUCUGAACUCCCUCAAUAAGAAUCUGAGGAGAGGAAGAGGAUCCUCUCCGAUACGAAUUUUGAGUUAUACACCAUUAUUUCGAGUAUAUAUGCAACAUCCGUUACUUAAUUUUUCAUAUUUUAAUAGACGUUUAGGACAUCCAAAUUGUAUGAUUGCUAGUCACGAGCUGUAGAGUCAGCUCUUCAUAGAAGCCCAUCGAAACUCAUAAGCUCCGCUUAACAAAUAUAAAAGUCACAUUCACAAAAAAGAUUAGUUUAAUGAAACCAAAGUGCUAAACAAGUAAACAACACUCAAUUUAUGGCCUGCUUGAACAGCUAAUCAUUCACAAAACUUUGUUUGGAACCUCCUUCAAACCAAAGCUCUAAUGUAACAAAAAACCCAAUUUCUCUGAUGCUUUAAAUGUCCUAUAUACCCCCCACCAGACAAUCCAUACAUCUUGAAACAGCAUUAAUCAGAAAGUACAGACACUUCGUUUUGAGCCUUUCUUGACCUCUCUCAAUCAUGGCAUCUAGAGAAACACAUUGGAUUUUCAUUCUUCCAUGUCAUGUUGACAUGCCUUCUGGUAGCAUAUGGCGCAUCUGUGGACGAGGCCGAGGCUCUGGCCCUUCUCAAGUUCAGGGAUUCGCUGUCUAACAACACUGCACUAAGCAACUGGAAUGCAUCGGUCAGUUUGUGCUCCGGUAGCACUUCUAACUGGAGAGGGUUGCUUUGCAUCAAUGAUGGCAUUUACGGAUUGCAACUCGAAGGCAUGGGACUAACUGGUGUGAUAGACGUGGACGUGCUCACGGAGUUACCAGGCUUGAGGACCAUAAGCUUGAUGAACAAUAGCUUUAACGGUCCAAUGCCUAAUGUAAGCAAACUUGGUGCACUAAGAGGAUUGUUCUUGUCCAAUAACCAAUUCUCGGGUGAUAUUCCAGAUGGUGCUUUUGCUGGCAUGAACUCAUUGAAGAAAGUUUAUCUGGCAAAUAAUGAGUUUACUGGUGAAAUUCCCAAGUCCCUCGCGAAUACGCCUGAGCUUGUAGAGCUAUUGCUCGAGAAUAAUCAGUUUGAAGGUCAAAUUCCUGAUUUUCAGCAGAAAGAUCUGAGAGUGGUGAACCUGGCAAACAACAAACUUGAAGGUCCAAUACCAGCUAGCCUAAGCAACAUGAGUUCAACCUUCUUUGCAGGUAACCUCAAUCUAUGUGGUAAGCCUCUUGACCCAUGUAAGGUAUCUAAGAAGCACUCAUUCCCCAAAAUAGCCAUCAUUGCAGUUGCUGCAGGGGUGGUUGCAUUGCUUCUCAUCUGUCUAGCUUCCUAUUUCUUCCGUCGCCGGGGGACCAAAACAUCCAAAUUGGGACAGCCCAAAGCAACAAAAUUCCAGAAGAAGAAACAUUUUGCUCAUAAGGUUGUUGGGAAGGACGUGGCGUUAGUACAGGAGCAGCAGAACAUCUACAAGAUCAAAAAUCAAGAACAUGGGAAGUUGUACUUUGUGAGGAAUGAUAGAGAGAGGUUUGAAUUGCAGGACCUGCUUAGAGCCUCCGCUGAAGUCUUGGGUAGUGGCAGCUUUGGAUCUUCAUACAAGGCUGUGCUUCUGAGUGGACCAGCCAUGGUUGUGAAGAGGUUUAGGCAAAUGAGCAAUGUUGGAAGAGAAGAGUUCCAUGAGCAUAUGAAAAGGCUUGGAAGGUUGUCACACCCUAAUCUGCUUCCUCUUGUGGCCUUUUACUACAAAAAAGAAGAAAAGCUUCUGAUUACUGACUUUGUUGAAAAUGGAAGCUUGGCAAGUCAUCUCCACAGUAAACAUAGUCUGGAGCAGCCUGGGCUCAACUGGCCAACACGCCUAAAGAUCAUCAAAGGGGUAGCCAAGGGGUUGGCUUACCUUUAUAAGGAGUUUCCAAGUAUAAAUCUGCCUCAUGGUCACCUCAAAUCCUCAAAUGUGCUUUUAGAUGAUACCUUUGAACCCCUCUUGGCAGAUUACGCACUCGCUCCUGUAAUCAACAAAGAUCAUGCUCAACAGUUCAUGGUGGCCUACAAAUCACCUGAGUUCACCCAACAUGAUCGCACGACAAAGAAGACGGACGUGUGGAGCCUUGGCAUUCUAAUACUCGAGCUGUUAACGGGUAAGUUCCCGGCUAAUUAUCUGAAACAAGGCAAGGGGGCUAAUGCAGAUUUGGCUACUUGGGUGAACUCUGUUGUGAGAGAAGAGUGGACUGGUGAGGUGUUUGAUAAGGACAUGAAGGCGACGAGGAACGGCGAAGGUGAGAUGCUUAAGCUCUUGAAGAUAGGAAUAUGCUGCUGUGAAUGGAAUGUGGAGAGAAGGUGGGAUUGGAGGGAGGUUGUUGAUAAGAUUGAAGAGUUGAAAGAGAGGGACAGUGAUGAAGAUACUUCUUCCUAUGCUAGUGAAGGUGACGUGUACUCUUCUAGAGCAAUGACUGAAGAAGAUGACUUCUCUUUCUCUGUGGCUGGUUGAGUUGGGUUCAGACAGAAAUAACAUGGUGCUGAAACUUUUUUUGAGUCAUGAGGUUUAAAGGAUUUGGAACACAAGAUUUCUGGAAGCAAAAGCUCAUAGUUUCAAGUAGGCAUUUUUUUUUUUUUUUUUUUUUUUUUCAGUGAUUUGAGUUAUAUUUCGUGAGUUUCUAUUGUUUCAAGUAUAUGCGGUUUUAUGUGGAUAAAAAGAAAAUAAUUAUAAAUAACCUUCAAAUGAUUCCAUUUUCAAAUUAAACUUAUCUUCUUGUGGUUUAUGAGUAAUAUUAUCAUGAAAUUAUUCUUAAACCUAUCACCAAAAUUUAUUAUGCACCUUUGUCAAUUUAAUGAUUUAUCAUACCAAAUAAAUUUUGUCAUUAA
This is a messenger RNA of Cornus florida, 3904 nucleotides long. RefSeq names its product pollen receptor-like kinase 4. The record is from RefSeq and is a predicted model, not a curated record. The transcript is spliced from 3 exons. Gene Ontology annotation, molecular function: protein binding; ATP binding; protein kinase activity. The coding region runs from base 1629 to 3530 and encodes 633 amino acids. Gene Ontology annotation, biological process: protein phosphorylation. NCBI's taxonomy places the organism in Eukaryota, Viridiplantae, Streptophyta, Magnoliopsida, Cornales, Cornaceae.